GUCAUAUGACUUGUGGUUCCGCAGAAUUGGGUACAGUCAUUUACAGUUGUCAACAACAGUCCAAGUUUCCGUCCCGAGGUUUAAACCGUGUUCGGGAGGUUCUCACACGGAAUAUGUCAGCCUCAUAAACCUGUUUAGGAUUUCAGCUCACCGUCUUCUUAGGAUAACCAAUGUCAGAUGUCCGUUGCCAUGUCUAGUCUGGAGAGCCUGCGGUCCUCUGUGUUUACCUUUGAGUCCUCCGUGCACAGCUGCCAUGUGCUGCGUUGUCUGGACGACCAGCGGAGGCGUGACCUGCUGUGUGACAUCACUGUACUGGCCGAAGGGAGGAGUUUCAGGGCCCACCGUUCUGUGCUGGCCUCCUGCAGCGACUACUUCACACACAGGGUCUCCUCCCACGCACCACAGGGACUUGUCGUCACCCUGCCUCAGGAGGUGACGGUGAGUGGCUUGGAGCCCCUGCUGCAGUUUGCUUACACCUCCAAGCUGCUCUUCAGUAAAGAUAAUGUCAUGGAGAUACGACACUGUGCCUCUAUUCUGGGUUUCAGGGAUCUGGACUCGGCCUGUUUUGACUUCCUCCUGCCCAAGUUCUUCAGCAGCAGUUCGGCCACCUUCCAGAGGAAGACCUGCUGUAAGACACGGUGCAGGAGACAGUCCCCCGGGCUUAGCGACAUCGACACGAACAAGGAUGUCUUAGAUGAUGACAAAGGGGUCCGGGUGGUUUCUGAUUCGCCCGCUGAACAGGAUGUGGGUGGCCAACCAGCAAAUGACGAGACGGGACGUGAAAACAAAAAUCUCACCCAUCCUCCUGAAGCCGAUAUCCAAUCAGACGGCCAGACUGACUACUCCCUACAAUGCCCCAAGUACCGAAAGUUCCAGCAGGCUUGUGGGAAGGUGAGGCCGUGUGUGGAGAUCUGUGUCCCAGAAACAAACCAUGACUCCCCAGUGGUGAGAGAGGAGGGCUGCCCUCUACCCCUGCACCUUCCCAAGUCCUUGCGACCCUGCUCCAGUGGGGAGGAUUUAGGGAAGGACUUCCCUGGGACUGAGUCUGGGAACCUCCGGAGCAGCAGCUCCACCUUGAACUGGCUUCACCAGCUUGACAUCAGCUCCA
This is a messenger RNA of Oncorhynchus tshawytscha (Chinook salmon), 1108 nucleotides long. RefSeq names its product transcription regulator protein BACH1-like. Gene Ontology annotation, biological process: regulation of transcription by RNA polymerase II. The annotation marks the transcript as partial. Gene Ontology annotation, molecular function: DNA-binding transcription factor activity, RNA polymerase II-specific; protein binding; RNA polymerase II cis-regulatory region sequence-specific DNA binding. The transcript has 4 exons. The record is from RefSeq and is a predicted model, not a curated record. Lineage: Eukaryota; Metazoa; Chordata; Actinopteri; Salmoniformes; Salmonidae.